Molecule: messenger RNA, 1170 nt
Organism: Aspergillus homomorphus CBS 101889
Lineage: Eukaryota; Fungi; Ascomycota; Eurotiomycetes; Eurotiales; Aspergillaceae
Product: pectin lyase-like protein
Exons: 4
Coding region: 1-1170 (389 amino acids)
Molecular function (GO): pectate lyase activity
Source: RefSeq, a predicted model, not a curated record
AUGCGCGCCACCAUUUCCGCAAUUCUGGCAGCUCUGCUGCUUGGCCAGGUCAACGCAGCCGGUGUCACCGGUACUGCCUUUGGCUUCGCCUCGGGCACCACUGGUGGAGGCAAUGCCGCGGCUGCGACUCCUUCCAGCCUUGCGCAGCUCAAGGAAUGGAUCACCGACGAUGUCGCGCGCACCAUCAUGAUCGACCGUGAAUGGGACUUCACCGGCACCGAGGGCACCACCACUGGACAAUGCUGCAGCACCCGCACCACGACUUGUUCGGGUGGCACCUCCAAGGGUCAAGCCUGGAUUCAGACCAGCUGCGACGACGGCAUCUGGAUUAGCUGCACCUACGACAAUGCGGCCAAGUCACCCUUGGAUGUGGGCAGCAACAAGAGCAUCGUCGGCGUGGGAAGCAAGGGUGUGUUGAAGGGCAAGGGUCUGCGUGUCCGCGGGGGUAACUCCAACGUUAUCGUCCAAAACAUUCACAUCACGGAUCUGAACCCCCAGUACGUCUGGGGUGGUGACGCCAUCACUCUCGACGGCGCCGACAAGGUCUGGAUUGACCACAACAAGUUCUCCCUCAUCGGCCGCCAGAUGAUUGUCAGUGGCUGGGGCAAGGCUGGCCACGUCACCAUCUCGAACAACGAGUUCGACGGUGUGACCGAGUGGUCUGCCGGCUGCAACGGCAAGCACUACUGGACUCUGCUGCUCAUCGGUUCGGAGGACUACUACACUUUCGCCGGAAACUGGCUGCACGACGUCUCCGGCCGCGCACCGCACAUGGGCACCGACUACGAUGCCUCCAAGAUCUACUUCCACGGUGUCAACAACUACUUCCAGAACAUUGGCGGCCACUCGUUCGACGUUGACACCAACACCUGGGUCUUGCUGGAGGGCAACUACUUCGAUUCCGUGACCACCCCCAUGACUCCUAAUUCCUUGACCAAGGGCGGCCAGCUGUACACCACCUCCACCGUGUCCGCUGCCAGUGGUUGCACUUCGAAGCUGGGAUACAUCUGCGAGUGGAACCGCGAGAAUGGCUCGGGCUCGUGGCCCGAUCGCACCGAUAGCACCGUGCUGAGCGCCUUCGCCAACUACAAGCAGUACCUCAUCGGACACACUGGCGUGGCUGAUGUGCCCGCCAACGUGACUGCCAACGCCGGUGUUGGCAAGUUGUAA